UCCCCCAAAGUCAUGUCCUUGGCAUGGUAGGCAGCCAGGGACAUGGCCUCGCACAGCCCUGGAAUCCUGGGAGAAAGCAGUGACCGGAGGCAGGAAGGGCAGAGCUGAGGGGACAGGCCAGGAUUUAUGUCUCCCAUCUCCUCUGACCCACUCAGCUGCCUCUUAGCACAUGGAGUUUUCCACACCAGGGGGGCCUCCCACCUAGUUUCUUCCAAAACCUCCACCCUUCCCUCCCUUUGUCUUUCCCCUUUCCUCCCCUUCCUCCUCCCCUGUCCCCCUUAGGGGAGGUGGGGGCUGCUAAGUAUGGUGUGGAGUCAGCGGGGUUCUUGGGAGAAGUCAGGAACGCAGGACGUCCAGGUUGUAGCCUCAUAGAUGGAAGGUUGGGACCCGUCCCCACCCAGCCUGUUUUGCCCCACACCCACCCCGUGCCAGGCUCAGCAUGGGCCUGUCUUGCUUCACUGCAUACCUCUCGUUCCACAGCCAAGCCAAUCCAGCUCGGGGGGAUCCAGGAGGAGCCUGACACAGGGAGGGGAGAAUGGGGGUUACACUUCAGCUCAGGGAUGGCCUGUGUGUAGGAUAGGCGCCUUAGAAACAGUCCCAGCCACGUUCCCCAGAAAAGAACUAGAGCAGUCCCAGCUGCGGCCUUGGGGAAAGAAGUGAGUCCAGUCCACACCAGGACAGGUGCUCAGCCUCAGCUUGGGGUGGGGACCCAGAGAUUUCUAACCUCAUAAUUAAUGGUCUGGUGACAGUUCUGAUAACCGAGCUGCCUAGAUUAGCCACACGUUCUGGGCCUGUGAUUUAUUCCACUCGGGGCCCCUUGGCAGCAAGAUCAAACUUGUUGCCGACAGUCAAAGAUCAACCCAACAAGGGGGGAGACUCAAGUUCAGGAAGUUGAAGUUUGAAAGACAGCAACCUCCUGGUGGCCUCACGCGGGCCUGCAGCUCCCAGACACAGGACAGUCACCCAGUAUAGAGCAGUUCACACGUGCGGGGAGCUGUUGACCUGUGGUCACUACUCGAUACAACCUAUGAAGCUGCAGAGCGCUUCUGGCUCAUUCCUAUGACUGACCUGCAGGGAAGCCAAGAAACCCAGAGAGGAGGCAGAAGCCAGAAGACAGACCCCAGCCCCAGGCGCCUUGCCUCCCACCCCUCCCUACCUCCUCUUUCCCCAGCCUGCCUCAGCACCCUUCCUUAUCUACAGCCCUCCAAGCUCCUCAGGGGCUUAGCCCCUCCCCAGCUGCCCCUUGGGCCCUACACCCCACCAUGUCCGUGGCUGUGGAAACCUUCGGCUUCUUCACGGCAGCCCUGGGGCUGCUGAUGCUGGGGGUAACCCUGCCACAUGGCUACUGGCGAGUGUCCACCGUGCAUGGGAGCGUCAUCACCACCAACACCAUCUUCGAGAACCUCUGGUAUAGCUGUGCUACUGACUCCCUCGGAGUCUACAACUGCUGGGAGUUUCCAUCCAUGCUGGCCCUCUCUGGGUACAUCCAGGCCUGCCGGGCGCUCAUGAUUACAGCCAUCCUCCUGGGCUUCCUGGGCCUCUUCCUAGGCAUGGUGGGGUUGCGCUGCACAAACAUCGGGGGCAUGGUGCCCUCCAGGAAAGCCAAGCUGGCAGCCACCGCGGGGGCCCUACACAUAUUGGCUGGUGUCUGCGGGAUGGUGGCCAUCUCCUGGUACGCCUUCAACAUCACCCGGGACUUCUUCGACCCCUUGUAUCCCGGAACCAAGUACGAGCUGGGCCCCUCCCUCUACUUGGGCUGGAGCGCCUCCCUGCUCGCCAUCCUGGGCGGCAUCUGCCUCUGCUCCAACUGCCGUAGCGCUCGCGACGGGAACCCUACCGCCAGUGCCGGUCUUCCCUACAAAGCAGCCCUGCCGUCCGCCGGCUUCCCUGCCCGCCUGCACCCCGCGUCUUCAGAUGAGGAAGGCGACAGCAGCUUUGGAAAGUACGGGAAAAACGCUUACGUAUAAGACGCCUGUGGACCCCAUUCCCUUCCCACUGCCCCCAGUAGAGAAGGAUCCCCCAGCCCCGGGCUGCUGGUGCCUGCCCCUGCAAGCCACGCCUAGCUAACUGCACCUCAGGCCACGCCUCCCCGGUCGGAGCCCCGCCUUGGUCACGCCUGCUUCGUCUGUCCAAUAACCUGCCUACUGAGGACUUCCCUGGGACUCCUGAGGCUGAUCCCUCUUUGUUUUCUGGGCUCUAAGCGGCUGAGCGGGCAGAGCAGGGACUUGCCUGUGUGUUUGUAUUCUAAACGGAUGCAUAAAUAUAUUUGUACUGUGAACUGUUCAGGGGUUGAGGGUGUCAUGUAGCCACUGGCCAAGCAAGGGGUGCUGGGGCAGCUCCCAAGGUCAUCUCAGGUCUUGGACCCCAGGCUGUCACCUGCCCCUCUCCAUUGCCGUUGGACUGUCUCAUCCAGCAAAAGGGAGGAGGGGUCGCAAGUGGUUUCAAGAGUGGCAUUCAUAAUUAUUGAUAAGAGUCGUCAAGGAGCAGAUGUGGGGAGAUCCAACUCUAGGAAACUGAAAAGAGCAGAGAGAUCCUUCCAGGCAGCUGGAGAUUUAAAAAGUCACUCUAUUCUCCACCUUUCUCACAGUUGUGCAAGGAGACACUUGGUCUAGAGCACAGUUUCCUUAUCUGGGCCUGAAUAUGGAUAUCAAAAAUUGAGAAGCUUUUAAAUUAUGUUGCAUCAACUAGGUCUGGUGCAGAAAAUAAACCCGACUGGAAAUCCGACAAAUUCUGAAGCAGGUGAUCACAGAAAAGAACAGAUGGU
Molecule: messenger RNA, 2764 nt
Organism: Manis javanica (Malayan pangolin)
Lineage: Eukaryota; Metazoa; Chordata; Mammalia; Pholidota; Manidae
Gene: CLDN15
Product: claudin 15
Cellular component (GO): membrane; bicellular tight junction
Molecular function (GO): structural molecule activity
Source: RefSeq, a predicted model, not a curated record